Molecule: messenger RNA, 3377 nt
Organism: Thamnophis elegans (Western terrestrial garter snake)
Lineage: Eukaryota; Metazoa; Chordata; Lepidosauria; Squamata; Natricidae
Gene: ALCAM
Product: activated leukocyte cell adhesion molecule
Exons: 16
Coding region: 359-2137 (592 amino acids)
Biological process (GO): cell adhesion
Cellular component (GO): plasma membrane
Source: RefSeq, a predicted model, not a curated record
CGGUGUUGGAGCGCCGCUAGGCUGCCAGAGGAAAGAGCCACCUGCUUCGGAGCGGUCGCGAUUGGCGCCUCGCUCGCCCGCUUUCUCGUUCCUUCGUUCGUGCCUCCCUCCUCAGUCGCAGAAGAAGCCGCCAGCGGCCGCUUUACCCGAAGCCUCCAACUUCGGCUUCUACUCCCCCUUUCAUUGGACCCCGUUGGCUGGAAAGUUGCGGAGCCUCCGCUGCGGUUCCUCUUAGGAGAAGAAAGCCGCCGUCGCCGCCUCUCUCUGGGGGGGAAAAGAAGCCCGCGCCCUCGUCCUUCGUUCCUUUCUUCGGGAGGAGCAGCGGCCGAAGUCGCCGUUCGCCUGGCGGAGAGGCGGAAUGGAGAUGCCCUCCGCCGUCGCCUCCUGCUUUCCUUGCCGGCUGCAGCGGCAAACGCCGCUCUUCUUCCUCCUGGGGUUGCUGCUUUCUGCCCUUUCCCUGCGGCCAGGACUUGGAUUAUAUACAGUAAACACAGUAUAUGGAGAUACCAUUGUUUUGCCUUGCCAUUUAGAAGUUCCUAAUGGUCUUUUGUUUGCAAAAUGGAAAUACGAAAUUGCAAACAAGGCUUCAGAGUCUAUUGCUUUGCGAUCUGCAAAAAAACCAAGUGCACAAUAUGACAAUGUGCCAGAAUACAAAGACCGAAUAAGUCUUUCUGAAAAUUUUACCCUGUCCAUUAAUAAUGCAAGAAUUGGAGAUGAAAAGAAAUUUGUAUGCAUGCUUGUAACUGAAGACAAUGUCUUUGAACAGGCUACACUCGUCAAAAUUUUCAAGCAACCAUCAAAGCCUGAAAUUAUAAGUCAAGCAGAAUUUCUAGAAACAGAAGAGUUAAAACUGCUUGGAGAAUGUAUUACAAGAGAUGGUUAUCCUGCAGGAAAUAUAACAUGGUUUAAGAAUGGAGCUAUUCUGCAGUAUACUGAAGAAGCUGUUGUCAUAGAUGAACAAAUAGAUGCAGAUAAAGCCAGUGGACUUUAUACCAUCAAAUCUUCCCUAAAAUAUAAACCAACAAAGGAUGACACAAAGGCACAGUUCAUUUGCACAGUGACAUAUUUUGGACCAACUGGACCAGAGAUAAUACAAUCAGAAUCAGCAGUCCCUGACAUUUACUAUCCCACAGAAAAGGUUCAGAUUGAGAUUCUUUCACAAAGAAAAACAAUUAAGGAAGGUGAUAACAUUACCCUGAAAUGUUCAGGAAAUGGUAAUCCUCCACCUGAGGAGUUCUUAUUUUUCAUCCCUGGAGAGCCUGAACCAAUUCAAAGUUCCAGUUUUCAUGUGUUGACUGAUGUAAGAAGAAAUGCAACAGGCGAAUACAGAUGUUCUCUGAUUGAUAAAACUUUGAUAGAUUCCAUAACAGUUACAGUACAUUAUUUGGAUUUGUCACUUACUCCCAAUGGAGAAGUUAUUAAACAGAUUGGAGAAGCAUUGCCUGUGUCUUGUACAAUUUCUUCCAGUAAAAAUGCUACUGUGUUCUGGCUGAAGGAUAAUAACAGAAUGAGGUCAACUCCUUCUUUUUCGAGUUUGCAGUACCAAGAUGCCGGAAAUUACAUCUGUGAAACAACUUUACAAGAAGUUGAAGGCUUAAAGAAAAGUCAAAUUCUGACAUUGAUAGUACAAGGAAAGCCUCAGAUCAAAAUGUCAAAGAGAACCAGCACAGAUGGAUCUUAUAAAACUAUAGCCUGUCACGUAGAAGGAUUUCCCAAACCUGCAGUACAGUGGACUAGCAGUGGAGGUGUCAUAAAUAAAACAGAAGAAACUAAAUAUAUCAAUGGAAAAUUUAUUAGCAAAAUCAAAAUUGCUCCUGAAGACAAUAUUACAUUAACCUGCAUUGCUGAAAAUCUACUAGAAAGAGCUGUCACCUCUUUGAAUGUAUCUGCUAUAAGUAUUCGAGAAUCUGAUGAACCAGAAGAAAAAAGUGAUGAUAAUAGGGAAAAUGUUAAUGAUCAGGCAAAAUUAAUAGUGGGAAUCGUGGUUGGUCUUCUUCUAGCAGCAACGGUGGCAGGUGUUGCUUAUUGGCUAUACAUGAAGAAAUCAAAAUCAGCUUCAAAACAUGUAGCUAAAGAUCUUGGAAAUAUAGAAGAAAAUAAAAAGUUAGAAGAAAACAAUCAUAAAUUGGAAGCUUGAAACACCAAACUAUUUGGUUGCCAUUCCAGAAAAUAAACAGACCAACUGAAGCAUGAACAUGGAUUAUGUUUAAGAUAUAUAAGAAGAUGAGACGGCUUAUACAGAUCAUUGUUUCAAGUUUUCAAAAAAUAUAUAUCCAGUUUUCUCAAGCUUACAAAAUUUCAGCAAAACUAAUUUUGGCAACAGCCGUAAUAAUAGGUCAAAAAUUGUGUUCAGUUUGAAUAUAUAUAUUAUUUUUUUGUAAAUGUCUGCACUGAAGAUUACUUUUGGUUUGCCUUUAUGUAAAUUUUUUACGUAGCUAUUUUUAUACACUGUAAGGCUUUGUUCUGGGAGUUGCUGGUAAUCUGAUGUAUAGUGUUUUUAUUUUCAUCGUUUUUGCACCCUUUAAAGAGGUACAUUUCUAAUUCUGACUGCUAUCAGUAAAUCUACUACUUUGCACAGUGAGUAUUUAAUUUAUGAAAUUGCCUUAUGGGAAAAGGAAACAUUUCUUUGUUUUUCAAAAAUCACUGUAAGAAAAAAUAUUUAAAAAAAAUAUGUAAGGGAAAAUAGAAAAAAUCAAAUUAAACACUUUAUAAUAUAAUACAAAUCUGCUAAACUAUUAAUAACAUGUACAUAAUUGUCAAAGGGUAAUCAGGUAUUAUUCAAGAUUCAUGUUAUUGUGUAUACCAAUGUCUAUUAUGAAGUCUUUUUUAGGCAGGAAAAAUCUUUUUAUUGAUAGCAUUCUGAAAAACAAUUGUUUUUUCAAUUACAUGAUAUAUAGUAUGAAUGACUGGAAUUAAGAAUUAGUUCAGAUUUUUUUUGUUAUCCACUGCCUUAAAAUUACCUUUGUUUUUUUAAAUUUCAAAAAGGAAAAAAAAAUAAUUGGAGGUUUUUUCUUUUUUCUUUUAAGUAGUCAUACUUAAGCUGCAUUUUUCCACAAAAUAGAAUAUAUAUAUUUUUGUGUGUAUGUGUGUGUGUUUGUUAACAACACUACAGAUAUUGCACCUUGAGAUGAUUUUAGUGUUUUUAACUGGUACAUAAUUUAUCAAAAGUACAGAAAUUGUAACAAUAAAAUGAAAUCUAUGUAUCUUUAGUUACACCCAAGACUGUAACUUUGUAGACCUGUUUUAUGCUUUAGAAUUUUUUUAGAAAGUUAGCAUAAAAAGAAACAUUUGGAUAGAUCAGGACAAAUAGUGUUUAGCAAUGUUUCCUCUUUUAGCAGAAGACUAGGACAUAAUAACAUUUUUUAUCAGCAGGAAGA